AUGCCUCAAACACCAAAGACACCCUCGCGGCGGGACUCAUGGCCACCUACCCUGGUGCGCCUCGCCCCAACGAUUCCAAAGGACUAUCCAUCUCUCGACGAUAUUGACGAGGACCCCUUGACCUAUUUCUUGACACCCGCGCCCGACCUGGAAGACGAUGAAGACGUCACAAUGAUGGAUUUUGACGCCGGUAUCGAGGACAACAGCCCGCGCGAGAUCGUCCGCAGCGUGAGUCCGUCAAGCUUGGACGGGUUGGACAAGUCCAAGGGCCGGAAGUCACCCCCGGUACCCGAUCUCUCGGACCUCGCCACGCCAGACACGGACGAGGAGGAGGAAGAUUACAUCCGGCUCGCGCCGCAGGACUUCACGAUCCCCUUUAGCCUGCGCGACUUUGCAAUCGACGGCCUCAAGUCCAAGUCCCAGUCCCAGUCCCGCUCCUCCAAGCAGCCUUCGGACAUGCUGCUCUCGCCAUCAUCGUUCCCGCCCACCCGGGGCCGGGCUCCGGUGCGUCCCGGCGGGCGGGGCCGCCAGAGGACCACGUCGUACCGUCAUUACCGGCAGCAGCACGUCUGGCGCGAGCCGAGCCCGGACGUCUGGUCCAUCGAGGAGGAGACGGAAGAGGAGCUCAUGAGCGAGCUGGGCGGCAGUGUCGGCGCCGUAAGCGACAUGGAGGAGGACAUGAACGACAACGAGGAUGUGACGGACAAGAUAGGGGCCAGAGAUGAACAGGCUGCAAAGCCAAAGAAGAAGGUCCGAUUUUUGUUGCCCUCGAUGGAGUGA
Molecule: messenger RNA, 780 nt
Organism: Colletotrichum orchidophilum
Lineage: Eukaryota; Fungi; Ascomycota; Sordariomycetes; Glomerellales; Glomerellaceae
Exons: 1
Coding region: 1-780 (259 amino acids)
Source: RefSeq, a predicted model, not a curated record